AUGUCUCCAUCUUUCCUUUCUCAUGCCCAGCCAUAUUUUGCUGCUCGCUCCUGGCGUCGAGGACUACUUCAUACGCUCACUGAAAACCGAAGAUGCUUGGGCAGAAGAUAUGCGAGCAAUGCGAGUGAAAGCACGCCAGCACCGACACCGCGGACUGUGUUCUCGGGAAUACAGCCGACUGGAAUCCCUCACCUAGGAAACUUCUUGGGCGCACUCCUGAACUGGGUCAAUAUCCAGCGGAAUGCACAACCUGGCGACAAGCUCAUAUUCUCCAUCGUUGGAUGGCACGCCCUCACGCUGCCGCAGGACCCGAAGGCACUCAGUGAAGCUCGUAAAGAAAUGCUAGCCGUGCUGUUAGCCAUAGGUCUUAGCCCGGAACGAUCCAUCAUCUUCCACCAAGAUGAUAACCCAAACCAUACUGAGUUGGCGUGGAUAUUGAAUUGCCUUACUCCUAUGGGUAAGCUACGGAGAAUGACAACAUGGAAGUCCCGACUUGCGACCUCACGCAACGCACGGGACGAGUCUGAGGUCGACGAGUCCCUCUUAAAUGUCGGGCUGUUCACGUACCCAGUAUUGCAAGCUGCCGACAUUCUCGCCUACAAGGCUACUCAUGUACCCGUGGGCGAGGAUCAGCAGCAACACCUUGAACUCUGUCGAGAUUUAGCCGACAGCUUCAACCGCACAUUCAAGGGCAAGACGACACUAUUCCCUCUGCCUCAGCAGGUCUUCACCCCCUCCCGGCGAAUCCUCUCGCUCCGCGAUCCUUCCAGCAAAAUGUCAAAAUCGUCGCCCGACAUCCAAUCGCGCAUCGUCCUCACGGAUACCGCGGCACAGAUCAAAACGAAAAUCCGCGCCGCCGUGACGGACCCGAUAGUUGGUGUGACCUACGACCCGGAGACGCGCCCAGGCGCAGCUAACCUCCUCACUAUCCUCGCGGCAUUCACAGACGAGAGCCCCCACGACGUCGCAGCGCGAUAUCACGACAAGGGGCAUGGUCGCCUCAAGGCUGACGUAACAGAGGCCGUGGAAGAGAUGAUGCGGGGACCUCGCGCCGAGUUCGAGAGACUGAAGGGAGAGGUUAGCUACCUGGCGACGGUCGCCCGCUCAGGAGCGGAGAAGGCCAGGGAGCUUUCGGAGGUUACAUUGCGCGAAGUCAGAACAAGGGUCGGCUUGGCCUGA
Postia placenta MAD-698-R-SB12 is the source of this 1179-nucleotide messenger RNA. RefSeq lists its product as hypothetical. NCBI's taxonomy places the organism in Eukaryota, Fungi, Basidiomycota, Agaricomycetes, Polyporales, Adustoporiaceae. Gene Ontology annotation, biological process: mitochondrial tryptophanyl-tRNA aminoacylation. The transcript is spliced from 6 exons. Gene Ontology annotation, cellular component: mitochondrial matrix; mitochondrion. Gene Ontology annotation, molecular function: tryptophan-tRNA ligase activity; ATP binding. Bases 1 to 1179 code for a protein of 392 amino acids. The record is from RefSeq and is a predicted model, not a curated record.